Molecule: messenger RNA, 1188 nt
Organism: Fonsecaea multimorphosa CBS 102226
Lineage: Eukaryota; Fungi; Ascomycota; Eurotiomycetes; Chaetothyriales; Herpotrichiellaceae
Exons: 1
Coding region: 1-1188 (395 amino acids)
Source: RefSeq, a predicted model, not a curated record
AUGCCGAAACGCACCCUCUUCACCAACAUCACCCCUCUCCCUCCUCAAGUCUCGCGCGAGGUCGCGAUUGCCAUGCUCCACAACCACGAUGAAAUGAUAGAGCUGAACCCGCUUGUCAUCGAACACCACCCCAUCAAAACCCCCCGAGAUGCCCCGGCCGACGAAUUCUUGGACUGCGCCUGGCAAGAGCUGACGGACAAGAUCCAUUACCUACCCGGUGGCAUCGUCAAAGGGAAAGUCAGCUAUAAGGCUUGCUUUCAUGAUACUCCAUAUGGGCUUCAGACACACAUCUAUGCUCCGAUGGGCCUGGACAUCCGAGAAAAAUGGACCAUAGGAGGAUCUCUGCCUGGUGAGCCUCCGGAGCCACGAGAACUGGGGAUCGAGGUGCCUCGAACAGGCCUCUAUCUCCGCGAGGAUGGCGACAUGAGAUGCAACAUGCUCCUUACGUCGUUUGUUCGCAAAAACCUCGACAACUCACACAAAGUUUUGGUGGAGCGUAUUCUCAAAAAGGCCGAGCGCGUGGAGGAACAGGUCCAGACCUUGGGAGUCCCUAUGACUCCUGCUCCAGAAACCCCUCGAUUCCAGUCCGGCUCCCACAUGUCGAAUUCGCAAAUCCUCAAUGCACCGGCCAUCUACCAAAGACCUCUCUCCCCUCAAAUGCUGUCGCCGCAGCAAGACCUGGGCUGGCAGACAAUGGCGCUACAUCCGGCUUUCCGGCCCGACGACAAGCGAACAAGCACCUACAGUCUGCCUCCAUACCAAGCCAACGCCCAGCAGCAACGAAUGAGCUACUAUGCACCACUGAAGCAACCUGAACCCCCCAAACAGUUCGUGGCCGAGUUGCCUGGUUCGACAUAUCACACAGGCCAUCUUGCGCCAAACGCCCGCGAUACUCCUCCGUUGGACCACCGAAUGAGCGUGGUGUCUGAAUUGUCAGGGUCUGAAGGAACGCUGAUGGGCUCACCCAAUCUGCAAGCUCAGUCCGACCAGAGCAGCCUUGUGGCAGAGAAUCCCUAUGUCCAGAGGCUAAACGCAAAGGAUUGGUCGCAGGACAGCGCCCCGUCGGUCGCAUCAGGCAUGUCGGGCCAUCGCAGUUUCUCUGACCGGACAAGCAUGAUCUCUGAACUACCCUCGUCACAACGUUCAGAGAACAGAUAUUACCAGGAAUACCAGGCCCCGAGGUCUUGA